AUGUCGUCAAAAACGACUCGUGUAGCAGUUACGCAGGCUGAGCCAGAGUGGCUAGAUCUAGCCGCUGGUGUAGUAAAGACCUGCCACCUCAUCGCAGACGCUGCCCAGAAUGGUGCACAAUUAAUUGCCUUUCCAGAGUGCUGGAUUCCUGGAUAUCCAUGUUGGAUUUGGAGCCGACUUCUCGACGUCGAGUUAAAUGUGGCAUACAUCAAGAACUCCAUUACCCUCGAUUCUCCAGAGAUGCACCAAAUUCAAGCAUGUGCUAGGAGCUAUUCGAUCGCAGUAUCACUUGGCUUUUCCGAAAACGAUAACAACUCACUCUAUAUCGCCCAAGUAAUAAUUGGCGUCGACGGAGAGAUUAAGUCGCACCGGCGAAAGAUGAAGCCUACCCACAUGGAGCGCACCGUUUUUGGAGAUGCCUCCGGAGAAUGUUUCUCCAGUGUUGUGGAGUUGCCCUUCGGACGUGUCGGGGCUCUGUCUUGCUGGGAGCACAUCCAGCCACUGCUGAAGUAUUUCAUGAUUUCGCAGAGAGAGGAUAUUCACGUCUCUGCAUGGCCGAGCCUGACUCCUCAUACAGGAAAAACUGAUCUCUGGUCUAUGUCUGCCGAAGGUUGUCAGAGUUUGUCACAGACAUGCGCUAUAGAGUCGCAGAGUUUUGUUCUCCACUGCACAGCCGUAAUUACUGAAAAUGGUGUGAAGGCAAUGAACACAAGAGGCAGCUCUGCGAUCUUUGGUCCUGAUGGGAGGAGAUUGACUGAGCCCGUUGGCAGCACUACUGAGAGCAUCAUCUAUGCAGACCUUGACAUGAAUCAAAUUAUGGCGAGCAAGAUUUUUGCAGAUGCUACAGGUCACUAUAGUCGCCCGGAUCUUAUGCAGCUUAAUGUGUGCAAGGAAGUGAAAAAGAUGGUGACUGAUACUGGCACAGAUGCUGCAACUGUGGAGUAG
Molecule: messenger RNA, 945 nt
Organism: Penicillium vulpinum
Lineage: Eukaryota; Fungi; Ascomycota; Eurotiomycetes; Eurotiales; Aspergillaceae
Product: carbon-nitrogen hydrolase family protein
Exons: 4
Coding region: 1-945 (314 amino acids)
Molecular function (GO): catalytic activity
Source: RefSeq, a predicted model, not a curated record